AUGGGUAACAAACAAGGAUCAGAAUUUGGAGGCAUUAUGGUUAGGACAGAAAAAUCUAUUUACUUUGCUGGAGAUGUUGUGAAAGGUAAUUUUUCUACCAUUUUAGGAAAUAUAUACCUUCACAUAAUAAAAUCAGGUUAUCAUGGAAAUGUCGUUCAAUUUUCAAUAGUUGGAAAAGAGAAAACUCGCUGGUAAACUGGUUCUGGGAAAAACAGUACUACACAUUAUGGGAAAAAUGUAUUCUAUGAAGACACUGUUGUUAUAAAUACAUUUUUAGACGAAAAGCUAAUGAUUGGACAAUUUGUCUUCCCUUUUUAAUUAGAUCUUCCAUCAGAUCUGCCUGGAUCGUUUUAUUAUUCAGAUGGCCUUCUGGCAAGUGUUGGCUACAAAAUUAAGGUUCAAGUAAUAUCGACCUCUAAAUCAAUUAAUGAUAUCAAGAAUGAAUAAGAAAUAAUCAUUAGAGAACCAAUUAAAGAAAUAUUAUAAGUUUCUUAAGAAAAAGAGACUGCUAAUCUGUCGACCUGGUGCUGUAAAAAAUAAGGAGUAAACAUGAUUUUAAAUAUAGUCUUGUUCAAUAAUUGCAAAAGUAGACAAAAAUUUAUACUAACCAGGAGAAUAUAUUUAAAUAGCGUAUGACAUAGAUAAUUCAGAUUGUAAGCUUAACAUAAGAAAUGUUGAUGUGAUUAUAAUGAGUAGACUAAACAUCAGAUCUAAUUCUGGUUCUUAAUACAGGGUAGAAUUUAAAAUAAACUCCUUUUCACAGAAUGGAAUAUAAAAAGGAACGAAACUAUAAUCAUCUGCAUCAACUGGAUGUUCAUUGCAAUUGAUUAAUGCUAAACAUCCAGCGAUUGUUCUCACACCUUCAACAGCUGGUAAUCUUGUGAAUUUCUCAUACCAUGUGAAAAUAAACCCAAAUUUUGAAGGUAUAUUUUUGAAAUACUUACAGGUUGUACAUGCUGUAGUUCAAAGCCAAUUGUAUAAGUACCCACUACUUUGUUAGAAGUUCUUCCAUAAGAUUAUUAAGAACCAAUCUUGCAGCCUGAAAAUUGGUAACCACAAGCAUUUUAACCUUUCAUUAUAAAAUCAAAUAGCACCAACCCUUUCAAUAACAACAAUUUGAAAAAUAUGGCUAAUCCAAUGAACAGCUGA
Molecule: messenger RNA, 1149 nt
Organism: Paramecium octaurelia
Lineage: Eukaryota; Ciliophora; Oligohymenophorea; Peniculida; Parameciidae
Source: the annotation of a GenBank genome assembly